AUGGCCGUGUCCAAUAAGACGAAACGCAGACAAAAGCUCAAGAAAGCUUCAAAAUCCGAGAAAAAUGGUGAUUCAAGACAGGAUUUGCUAGAACUUGUUGGUCAAGUUAAGGCCAAGAGAAAUCACACUAAUGCAGCUUCCAGCGUUACUGUGGCUAAUGGAGCUAAACAAGAUGCCAUCCUUGGAUCUGGCGCGGAGGCUGAGCAUUUCAAAUCGGUGUUUGCUAAGUUUCAGCCUGCACAGAACACUGAAGAUGAUAAAAGUGCGUCUUCCACUAAUGCUGCUAGCGUUCAAGCUAGGAGGGUUUUCGAAACGGACGGACCUGAUCUCGAUCAAAGUAACUCAGUAGAGGCAACUUGGCCCUCAGAAAAAUCGCCACAGCUUUCUAAACGUAAACAACGCCGUCUGGCCAAAGUCUCAUUGGCAGAGCUGAAAUCCAAGGUUUUAUUUCCGGAGCUCAUCCAGUGGUACGACUGCGACGCUGUAGAUCCAAUGCUAUUAGCUCAAAUCAAGUCCUCCAAAAAUGUCGUGCAAGUACCGAAUCACUGGCAACUGAAGAGGGAGUUCUUAUCAGGAAGAUCUUUAACCGCUAAGAAACCGUUUGAGCUGCCUUCAAUCAUUCGUCAAACGAGCAUAGAAGAAAUGCGCAACACUUUGCCAACCCAAGGCGCCACAGAUGAGCAGUCUUUGAAAGAGAACGCAAGGGCUAGAAUACGACCAAAGCUGGGUAGCUUGGACCUGGACUAUCGUAAACUUCAUGACGCCUUUUUCAAAAUCGGAAGACACUGGAAGCCAGAUUUCAUGCUGCCUUAUGGUGACUUGUUUUAUGAGAAUCGCAACCUGCUAGAAGAAAGCAGAUGGAAGCAAAUGGAGAAAGAUUUACGACCGGGGAAAUUAAGUAAAGAAUUGAGAAUCGCUAUGGGUUUACCAGAGGGCAAGCUCCCGCCUUGGUGUGCAAAAUUCGGUGAGCUCGGCAUGCCACCCUCAUAUCCUGACUACAAUGUUGCUAGUGUGAAUUGGGAUAUAACAAAUCUUCAUGGUGACACAUACGGAGUGUUGGGUGCGGAGCAAAAAACCAAAUCAGAGCCUCCAUUAUUUGGGCAAAUGGUCCAACUGGAUGAGAGUGAUGAGCAGACACAGGAAAGUGAGGUUGCUCCCGCGCAACUUCCCGAUGUUGAUGAAAAGGAUGGCAGGAACAAUUCUUUGCCAGAAAGGUCUCAGGAAAGGGACAAAAAAAUAGAAGAUGAGGUACGCGCUAAGGCGAUGAAAGAGGUGCUCAAGAGAAGAAAUCAAGAAAAAGCUUCACGUGGAGGUCAAGAGAAACGAAGAAAACUAUAUUCUGUUAUACAGCAGAAGGACAAUUCGUCGGAAUCUGAGCUAGCGGGUAAAAGCAUUGCAUAUGAUUUAGAAAACUCGAAACAGGGACUAAUAUCUUCUAGGGCUGGCGUCCAAAACCAAAAGGCUGGCCAGUUGCCAAACGAGCAGGACGCGACCGACCAGGAAGAACAGCAAAAUUUCAAGUUUUGA
Messenger RNA from Lachancea sp. 'fantastica', 1527 nucleotides. Lineage: Eukaryota; Fungi; Ascomycota; Saccharomycetes; Saccharomycetales; Saccharomycetaceae. The record is from the annotation of a GenBank genome assembly.